UCUCAUUCUGUUAUAGGGUUUCACUUUCGAUUAAUAUAUGAGAACCAUCCCCGAAUCUCCCAGACGGUCGGACCUACUUCGUCUCCGACGCCGGUGAAAUUACAGCAGUGGAAACACUCCGGCGUAGCUUCUAAACCUCCGAUUAUUCCCCAAAUUUCCAAUUCGUUCGAGUUGCAUUGGUCGCAGAGGGGCUGUUUCUUCUCCUACACCGGACGAAUUGCAGCAGCCGGAGCACUCUGGUUAGAUUUUGUACGCCUACGUCCAAUUGCAAGAGCUUUGAAGGAUUAAUUCUUAGACAUGGGGAAGACUAGCACACGAUCAGAAGAAUCAACACGCGCCGACAGCAAAUUUGAAAAGAAACUUCAGUUUUAUGCCAAGGUCAGAGAUACAGUUACUUCAUUAAGCGCUCAAAAGGCUAUUACUAAGAAGAAGAAACUUCGAAGCCGACGCAAGAAAUUGAAGGCAUAUGAUCUUUCUUCCCUCUCAGAGUUCCUUCCCGAGUUGAAGGCUCCCCGGCGACCAACUCCUGCUGAAUUUAAACUGAAUAGUAAAUCCAGGCAAACUCUAGUGCUGAAGGAGGGAAAUCAAUUGAGAACAGUUCUUAACCAUCCGGCUUUCCGGGCAAACCCGUUGGCUGCUAUUCAUCAACAUUUACAGAGCACACAGCCGGAUAGCAAUGAGAAAACAAAAAGAAAGGACAGCAAAAAUGGGAAGAAGAAAGCUAGUGGGAAAAUCUAGAGCUUCAUCUGGGUCUCAAUCCAUGGAGUCUUAUGUGCCAUGUAUGUUCACUUCUUGGCAUCAAUCCUCCUGUUGGUCAAGUUCCAUUUAUGUUGACUUCGUAAUGCCCCGAGGGCUCGUUUGGUUGACAUAUUAGAAAGGGUACUAAAGAGUUAACCAGGAUUAAAGUUAAUACUACAUUUGAAUGUCAAAAGUCAUUCGGUACUAUGCAUAAGACUAAAUCAAAUACGUAUAUUAACUAUAUAUUUUUAUACCAUCUAGUACUAUUAAGCC
Molecule: messenger RNA, 1011 nt
Organism: Ilex paraguariensis (yerba mate)
Lineage: Eukaryota; Viridiplantae; Streptophyta; Magnoliopsida; Aquifoliales; Aquifoliaceae
Source: the annotation of a GenBank genome assembly